Messenger RNA from Lingula anatina, 2091 nucleotides. RefSeq names its product solute carrier family 67 member A2-like. The record is from RefSeq and is a predicted model, not a curated record. Lineage: Eukaryota; Metazoa; Brachiopoda; Lingulata; Lingulida; Lingulidae. Gene Ontology annotation, biological process: transmembrane transport. Gene Ontology annotation, cellular component: nuclear envelope. Gene Ontology annotation, molecular function: transmembrane transporter activity.
UCUGUCAACAAACAUGGCGGAGGCAAAUAGCAUGGUGCUUAAUGUAAUCUAUUUAUCCGGUUUCCUAGACUUGUUUGGUGUGAGCCUUUUCCUGCCGUUACUCUCCAGCUAUGCAAUGGACCUGGGGGCCUCUUCCACUGUUAUAGGGAUGUUGGGUUCCUUAUAUGGCACUCUGCAGUUUGUUGCUGGUCCCAUUGUUGGCAAGUGGAGUGAUGUUUCAGGUCACAGACAUGCACUGAUUCUGUGCCUCAUUCUCUCAGCUUUUGGCUACUUGUUAUUAGGGUUUUCUUACUCACUGGUGAUAAUGUUUCUGGCAAGAAUUCCAUCAGGUAUUUUCAAGCACAGCCAGAAUAUUUCAAAAGCCUACAUAACAGAUAUUACACCAAAAGAUCACCACUCAGCAGUAUUUGGCAGAUUUAAUGCAGUGUCAUCAUUUGGUUUUAUUCUGGGUCCCCCUGUAGGAGGUCACAUAGCAGAACUUCCCGGAGGGUUUCAGUUAGCAGUAACAGUGACUGGAGGAAUCUUUAUUUUGAAUGCAGGUAUGCUGUGGUAUUUUGUUCCCGAGAUGAAACCAGGAGAUUUGACAACCGAAACCAUAAGACAGAAGAACAGAGUGCCAGCAGCACUGAAUGCAAACAACAAAGAAAUGAAAGUUAGAAACAGUUGGACCCAUAGUCUUGCCCAGUUCCUUAAGUCAUUUCAGAACAUUGACUGGAGGAAUCUUUGUGACAUUUUUCUGAUAAAGCUAAUUUUGGGAAUUGGUGCUCUGCUUUACAGGAAUCAGUACACCCUCUUUUUGAAAACCAGAUUCAAUGCUUCUCCCAGCACUAUUGGGUACAUGAUAUCCUACAGUGCAAUAGCUAGUGCCUGUGCUGGGUUUAUGAUGGGACAUAUAGUAAAAUGGUAUAACAAUGACACAAAACUGUUACACCAUGCAACUGCAAUGAUGUUUAUAUCAUUAAUAAUGACUGCUAUUGUGCCUAAUGUGUUCUGGAUGGUAGUUAUAGGGACUCCUUUGGCUCUUAGCACAUCUAUCUGUCGUGUCAUUAUAACUAACCUCAUUAUAGAGAAAGGACAUGAGCAUGACUCAGCUGCUUUACUAGGUAUAGGUCAGAGUAUAAUGUCCAUUGGGAGGAUAGUAGCCCCUGUUUUAGCCGGGUUUUCUUCUGAAUUCUCUGUUGUGGCGCCAAAUUUAAUAUCAGCUUCUUGCAGCUUUAUAGCCUUUCUAAUGCUGGUAAUUUUACAACGGUUAACACCAAAAGAAAGUAGAAAAAUUGAUUAAUUAAAGAAUAGCAGAUACAUUAAGAACCAAAGGUUAUUAAUUUAAACAUGAAGUCAUACAGCCCCUCAGUUUUAAAAUUUUACAAGCACAGCAUUAGUCUGUGUUUUAGUUUGUUUGAGGUCAGAGAUUUGGUUUCAAAAAUACCUGUAGAUUGAUAUUGGUCUAAGAUGAACCCUGUUGAUUUUCAUUAGGGUAAAUUUUAUUGCUAUAUAUGUAAAAAUUCUACCAAUCCUCUUGGGAAUCACACAUGCUUAUCAUUUUAUUUCUUUGGAAGUUUAGUUAAUAUUGGUUAGAACUAUUGCAUUAUACUUGUGAGCAACUUUAUUUCAUUUUGAACCAAAAUAAAAUGCAUAACAAAUGUAUGUGCUAUAGUAAAUACCACCGUUUUAUAACUAUGGAACUUAAAAUGUAAUACUGUAUGAAAUUACCUGUAUUAAUAAUUGCAUGAUUGAUUUUUAUCUGGCGUUUUACCACUGCUUUGGCUUACUUUGUUUAUGGUGAUGGGAAUCCUUGCAAAGUAUGUAUGAGUGAGCGCGGGCAGUACACAUGGUUUUAGUCCCAACCUGCUGGUGACAGGCUACACUGCCACAUCACCGUAACCACUCUCAUAGACUACAAGGGCCUGUACGUGUGUCCCCAUGUUUUGGAAUUAGGCAUACAAUAUCAACUUGAUCAACCUAGAUUUUGAAUUCUGUGGAAGCAUUUGCCUUGGUGUGACGCUCUUUGCAAUGCAACUUUGUGAGAAUUAUUGAAAAUUAAAUGCGAAAUAUCUCCCAAACCCGGGGAAUUAUGGGAAGUUUCUAUAGAGG